GGUUAAAGGCCCCCAAAAUAUGCAUAUGUGAAAAGGCCAAAAAGUAACCGUCAUUGACAGGGAGUCUUAACUAGAAAAGGAAACAGGACAAAACUGGCAGGCUCGGUGAAAGCACAGCCGGCAGCGUCCCGGACGAGGAGCUUCCUGAAAAUUUGUGUUCCUAUGUAUAAAGAUGUCUUUGGUAGACUUAGGGAAGAGGUUGCUAGAAGCGGCAAGAAAAGGCCAAGAUGAUGAAGUGAGAACAUUGAUGGCAAAUGGUGCUCCAUUCACCACAGACUGGCUUGGAACAUCACCCCUCCACCUUGCAGCCCAGUAUGGUCAUUAUUCCACAGCAGAAGUGCUCCUUCGAGCAGGAGUUAGCAGGGAUGCACGGACCAAAGUGGACAGGACCCCUUUGCACAUGGCUGCAGCUGAUGGACAUGCACACAUCGUGGAACUACUUGUUAGGAAUGGUGCAGAUGUGAAUGCCAAGGAUAUGCUAAAGAUGACAGCUUUGCACUGGGCCACAGAGCACCACCAUCGAGAUGUUGUAGAGCUGCUUAUCAAAUACGGAGCUGAUGUCCAUGCUUUCAGCAAGUUUGAUAAAUCUGCUUUUGACAUAGCCCUGGAGAAGAACAAUGCUGAGAUUCUGGUCAUCCUUCAGGAAGCAAUGCAGAAUCAGGUGAAUGCUAAUCCCGAGAGAGCCAACCCUGUGACUAUGGCUACCCCAUUCAUCUUCACGUCAGGAGAAGUUGUCAACCUCGCAAGCCUUGUUUCUUCAGCCAGCACCAAGACAACCUCAGGUGACCCCCAUGCCUCCUCAACAGUACACUUCUCAAAUUCUACCACCUCAGUGCUGGCCACCCUCGCAGCUCUUGCUGAGGCAUCAGCCCCCCUCUCCAACUCACACAGAGCCACAGCUAAUUCAGAAGAAAUCAUAGAGGGCAAUUCAUCAAUUGCUGUUGAUUCAUCAAUCCAGCAAGUGGUGGGGAGUGGAGGCCAGAGAGUCAUCACCAUAGUGACCGAUGGAGUCCCUCUGGGUAAUAUCCAAACUGCAAUCCCUACUGGAGGCAUUGGCCAGCCAUUUAUUGUGACUGUGCAAGAUGGACAGCAAGUUCUAACUGUACCUGCUGGUCAGGUUGCAGAGGAGACUAUCAUUGAGGAAGAGGCAGAAGAAGCAGAGAAAUUGCCACUGACUAAGAAACCAAGGAUAGAAGAGAUGACAAACAGUGUGGAAGAAAGCAAGGAAGGCACUGAAAGAGAGCUACUUCAGCAGCGCCUCCAGGAGGCUAAUCGAAGAGCCCAGGAGUACCGACACCAGCUUCUAAAGAAAGAGCAGGAGGCAGAACAGUACCGCCUCAGACUGGAGGCCAUGGCCCGACAACAGCCCAAUGGAGUUGAUUUUGCCGUGGUUGAAGAGGUGGCUGAGGUAGGUGCUGUAGUAGUCACGGAGCGGGAGAUGGAAGAGAGAGAGACAGAAGUGCCUGGGGCAGCAGGGACCACAGAGCCUCAUACUGGAGUUGCCAUGGAAACUGUUUCAACUUAAUGUGCAAGGGCCACAACUUGUACUGUGUCCAUCUUUUUCCUCU
Messenger RNA from Bubalus bubalis (water buffalo), 1568 nucleotides. It is a transcript of the gene GABPB2, whose product is annotated as GA binding protein transcription factor subunit beta 2. The coding region runs from base 173 to 1525 and encodes 450 amino acids. Gene Ontology annotation, biological process: positive regulation of transcription by RNA polymerase II. Lineage: Eukaryota; Metazoa; Chordata; Mammalia; Artiodactyla; Bovidae. The record is from RefSeq and is a predicted model, not a curated record. Gene Ontology annotation, molecular function: transcription cis-regulatory region binding; protein binding. Gene Ontology annotation, cellular component: nucleus. The transcript has 9 exons.